CUCCGGCUCGCCCGGCGCCUUUUCCUCCCGCCCCUCACGGCCAGACAAAGCCCACGGCCCUGGAGUGAUCAUAGCCGGGUCCGGCUGCUCGGCGGGCGGUAGGGUUGCGGGUAUAUCAAGGACGCCCAGUUACACUUGAAUUUCACGUAGACCACGGACAACGUUUUAGUGUAUGUCCGACACAGUGUUUCGGACAUGCUUAUACUAAAAAUUAUACCUGUAUCGGAGAUUCGAAUGUAACUGGGCGACCUGUGUCUUUAUUUGCUAAAUAUGGCAACCUCACCCGCAGCCCCGGGUAGAUGAGGAGCCUCUGGGCUCGGAGAGGCGCUGCUUGGCGUCAGGGAGGCCUGGGAGGUAGAGGGUGUGGAGCGGGGAAGUGGGCUGCGGGUUCGUGAGGGCUGGGUGGUAACCUGCUCUCACGGGGCUGCAGAUUGAUUCCACCGGACUCCCACGCCGCCAUUCCCUCUGCUGAACUAUUCAGGGAGUAAAACGCCAUGGGCUCGAGUUUUGUUUUUAUAUCCCAUUCCAGUGAAAGAGUUGCCUGAUGGUCUUGCACUGAUGGACCUGUGUGAAUAGGCCUUUUAUUUUACCUCGUUGGUAACAUUGUUUCUAAUGGACUUUUAAAACGGAUUCUCUUAACGAUUUGAUGAUUAAGAGCAGGGGAUUUUGGCUCCAUAGCCAUCUCUGUGCUCAUGAAGGAGUCACUUUACCUCCUAGUGAUUUUCUUUCUCUCUCCUUCCUUCCCCUUUCCCGUCUCUCUCUGCUUCCCAACCCCUGACCCGUGCUGCCUCCCCCCUCCCUCCUGCUUAACAGUAACUACCUGGGUGGGCUGCCUGAGGAGAGAAGUGAAGUGUGGGAAACUUAGGGACCCUGUAGAAGCGCUAUGAAGGUUCAGAAGGUUGUGGUGCUCCCCUUGCUUGAAGUGCAGUGGGCAGUUCUUGAGCCCCCAAAUAAGCCUCAGAACCACCUUCAUUAGUUUUUGACCCCUCUUACCAAGGAUUGUGGCAGAAAGGAAGAUGUUACCAAGUAUUUCAGUGAAUUCCUCAAUGCAGGGGAACGGAGUGUUGAACUCCAGGGAUGCAGCAAGACACACAGCUGGAGCAAAACGCUACAAAUACCUGAGAAGACUUUUUCGUUUUCGGCAGAUGGACUUUGAGUUUGCUGCAUGGCAGAUGCUCUACCUAUUUACUUCCCCACAGAGAGUUUACAGAAAUUUUCAUUAUCGAAAGCAGACAAAGGAUCAGUGGGCCAGAGAUGACCCUGCUUUCUUGGUCCUGUUAAGUAUUUGGCUCUGUGUGUCCACUAUAGGAUUUGGCUUUGUCCUGGACAUGGGAUUUUUUGCGACGAUAAAGCUGCUCCUUUGGGUUGUUUUCAUAGAUUGUGUAGGCGUUGGUCUUCUCAUAUCAACUUUAAUGUGGUUUAUCUCGAACAAGUACUUAGUGAAGCGGCAAAGCAGAGACUACGAUGUGGAGUGGGGUUAUGCCUUCGAUGUGCAUCUGAAUGCUUUUUAUCCUCUCUUAGUCAUUCUGCAUUUUAUCCAGCUCUUCUUCAUUAACCAUGUUAUCCUGACGGACACAUUUAUUGGCUAUUUUGUUGGAAAUACCUUGUGGUUGGUGGCAGUGGGCUAUUAUAUCUACGUAACCUUUCUAGGAUACAGUGCAUUGCCAUUUUUGAAAAAUACAGUAAUUCUUCUUUAUCCAUUUGCGCCUCUCAUUCUGCUCUACGGCCUGUCCCUGGCACUAGGAUGGAACUUCACCCACACACUGUGCUCCUUCUACAAGUACAGAGUAAAAUGAAGGCACUGGGAGACUAUGCCAUCUUACCUGUGCCAUAGGCAGAGUUGGUGAGGGGAUGAUUUCUUCCAAAACUUGUAAAUAAACUGUCUUUGCAGAUA
This is a messenger RNA of Enhydra lutris kenyoni (northern sea otter), 1894 nucleotides long. RefSeq names its product unc-50 inner nuclear membrane RNA binding protein. The coding region runs from base 1017 to 1796 and encodes 259 amino acids. The transcript has 6 exons. The record is from RefSeq and is a predicted model, not a curated record. Gene Ontology annotation, cellular component: Golgi membrane. Lineage: Eukaryota; Metazoa; Chordata; Mammalia; Carnivora; Mustelidae.